AUGCAACAAAGUCCCAAGAUCCACGGUCGACCCGCUGAGGAGAACACUCCUCUCAAGGCCUCACAUGUCACAACGAAGAAGUCCCAUGACCCGUUGGUUCACCUGCUAGCUGGCGCGAGCGGUGGCUUUGCAACUGCUAUCGCUACAUCUCCCCUCGAUGUCCUGAGAACACGACUCCAAUCUGAUUUCUACCAACGUCCUCCCUCCGCCGCCUCCGCGGGCGCUAUCCCUCAACACACAAGUCACAAAACUGUCCGAAUAAUUGGCAAUAUCUAUCAAGCAGAAGGAUGGAGAGCAUUCUUUCGCGGCCUUGGCCCUAGUCUUGCUGGCGUGGUUCCGGCUACUGCCAUCAAGUUCUAUGUCUACGGAAACUGUAAGCGGAUCGGCGCCCAGCUGCUAGGAACAGGCGAAGACUCAACGCUCGUCCACGCGCAAGCCGCUAUUUCCGCGGGAAUAGCGACGGCCACGGCAACCAAUCCAAUUUGGCUGGUCAAGACACGACUGCAACUGGACAAAGCUCAAGCAACCACUGGAAGCCGCCGGUACAAGAACAGUCUGGACUGUGUCCGCCAAGUUCUCCGCCAGGAGGGCAUCCGCGGGUUGUACAGGGGACUUAGCGCAAGUUAUCUAGGUUCCUUGGAGACGGCGCUUCACCUGGUCCUGUACGAACGGAUGAAGACUAUUUUACAUAAAUCGCUCGGAUCGACGGAUGGGAAGGAAUCGGCCACGCAAAAGGAAAUCACAAGCUGGCUCAGCACAACCGGUGCGGCGGGAUCCGCCAAGUUUGCUGCUGCCCUCAUCGCAUACCCGCACGAGGUUAUCCGAACACGACUGCGCCAAGCACCGCUGGAAAACGGCUCUCCCAAAUACACCAGUCUGGUGCAGUGCUUCCGACUGAUUGCUAAAGAAGAGGGUAUGGCAGGUCUCUACGGAGGUCUUAUGCCGCAUAUGGUUCGCUCGGUCCCCUCAGCCAUCAUCACUCUGGGUGUCUACGAGUUCGUCCUGCGGUUUAUCGGCACGUCCGCAUAA
This is a messenger RNA of Penicillium canariense, 1029 nucleotides long. Its product is annotated as putative mitochondrial carrier protein (Rim2). The transcript is spliced from 3 exons. The coding region runs from base 1 to 1029 and encodes 342 amino acids. Gene Ontology annotation, biological process: pyrimidine nucleotide import into mitochondrion. Lineage: Eukaryota; Fungi; Ascomycota; Eurotiomycetes; Eurotiales; Aspergillaceae. Gene Ontology annotation, cellular component: mitochondrion. The record is from RefSeq and is a predicted model, not a curated record. Gene Ontology annotation, molecular function: pyrimidine nucleotide transmembrane transporter activity.